AUGGAACCAGCUCGGACAGCGCCAUAUAAGGAGAAAAUAGUGACAAUACCAACGAGGGCGUUUAGUCACCGUGAGCGGCGAAUCAAACCACCCCUUGCGCUUCCUAUUCAGAAAAAUCAUAGCAUGUGCAAAUCUGAAACAGACCCGGCGAAGCCUGACGAGGCACAAGGCCUGUACUUAUAUGGAAGUGAAUCCCCGUUGCACUCAGCGGCAAUUACUGCCGACGCAUGGGUAGGAUCGGGCUGCACGCUUUAAAAAACGAACAACAAUAAUAAUAACAAUUGCAUUUUUUUAAUUGGGCUGCCCCCGCCUCUUUUAAGCGCACUUGCAGGGGCUGCAACUGCUGGAUUUCGUGGCGGCAUGAAACCAGAAAGUGGGGCGCAGCUGGUGCAACGUGUGGGAGAGGGCGCAGGGUGAAGGAUCGCGGGCAAACUUGCAGCUGCGUCCCCUUGCCGGCUUCGGGUCUCUUUUUAGCACUGCCUGGGUGCGCGGCGCGUGGGAGGAGGAGCGACUUGGCUCCUGGUCCGCGGAGAGAGGAUCGCCGGCACAUUACCCUCCCCCCCCCCGCGUCUGCUAAAAUGUUGAAUGUGGAUCCCGGAAGCAAACUGGAGUUACGGCGAUUGACGGGUUAACUGGUUCAGCUUCAGCGGAGCUGCAAAAAGAAGCGGCGACUCCCCCUAGGGGCAGCAGGUGCGCGUUGCAGGCCACUCGGAAAAGCCUGUCGCUUAGUCGGUGGGGUCGAAGAACCGCCCCCCCCCCCCCGCCAGCAAUGCCCUUUAUCCACAAUGGCAGUUUCCACCGUGGCUGCUGCAUCUCCAGUAAUCCGGAGAGGGUCUCCGUGCCCUUUUCACUUGAUGGCAUUUCCAUGAUUUGAAAGAUGAGUUUUAUUCCUUGGUCUCCUGCUGGGCAAGAUAGCAAGGGAGUCUAACAUAAGUACUGUACUUCGAUUUUUAAAUUUUGUUGCGAGGGAGACAUCAGAUCCGGCUCGUAGAAGUCCUAAAGCAUAUAUAUAUGUUGACAGGAAAAAAAUGGACACCCCGGACACAAUGCAGGUUUUGCAACCACAUGGAGGCUCGCAUGGAGCUAAGCUGGACCAUGGCUCGCGUAUUGUUACGCACCCCGUUCCCCCCUUUCACAUGUUUUGAAAACCCCAACAUAUAAUUUAAAGCGGUGGCUGCGUGGACACCUUAGGCUUAGAAGCGGAUGACUUCUUGCAUAAGAAUCAUGGGAACUGUAGUUCGUCCAGGGUGCUGGGAAUCGCAGCUCUGUUUUGGGGAAACUAUAGUUCUCAGGAUCUUGCGCAUAAAAGUAUGCUGGAAUAGCUCAGUCGGUAGAGCGUGGUCGUGGGUUCGAGCCCCACGUCGGGCAAUAAAUGGUUACUGCACUGCAGAGGGUUGGACUAGAGUGGGGUCUGUAAUUCUAUGCCUAAAACCCUCCAGCUACGUUGGCAAGCGGCAAGGGAGCAUUAUCCCAUUCAGCAGUGACACCAAAACGGGCACGCGGGUAGUCGCUUGCUUCGGUUCACCUAAGGGACAAUCGGAAGAGCUAUAAAGACAAGUGAGCGAGAGAUCCAAAGCGUGACGCAGGAUUGUGACGGCUUUCUGCAAAGUAUGACUGCCAUCCUAAGCACUAAAACUCUCAUAAGUGAGAGCAAACGCGGUUAGCAUUGUGCUGCGAAGACUGGGAGAAGGAAGCUGUGCGCAGAUAAUAGCGCCCCCCGCUGCCCAAAUGCAGUAUGGUAAAGCUAUCCUUGCUCACUGUGGCCUUUGCCCAUAUAUUUUUUUCGAAGUGCCACAGCAAUAAGUAACCCCAGCUUGUUGGAGACCAUGGCAGGCCAGGGAGGUCAAGAGGACCGUUUGCACUGUGGGUAGCAACAGCUCUGCCAUGCCGCAGGUUCCCCAUACCUGUCCUGGGACUUGGAAAGGAGGCCUGUUAAAAAAUAGCUGCAGGAGCUGGGGGGGGGGGGGAGCAAUUCAACUUCUGACGCUCAACAGGUUCCUUCCAGCAUUUUUUUGCUGCUUGCUUUCGUGGUGCUGAUGCGAGCGGAGCGCCUCUCCCGAUACGGUAGCAAGGAAGAGAGAGCCGUGCGCAAUGAACGCGCUGCCACCUGCAGCAUGAGGCGGAGCACUGGAGCCGUGAACGGCUCGGCGGCAGUGGCUUCAGCUGGAAGCCCCACCGAUCACCUUCCAGGUUAUCAGAUCCACGGACGGCGAACUUGA
This is a messenger RNA of Podarcis lilfordi (Lilford's wall lizard), 2219 nucleotides long. NCBI's taxonomy places the organism in Eukaryota, Metazoa, Chordata, Lepidosauria, Squamata, Lacertidae. The record is from the annotation of a GenBank genome assembly.